GGUUCUCCCCGCAGGGAACAAGCCUGCUGCCCCGCGUGCCCUGUUCGUCGGAGGGGCGCGUUGCGCGGCGGAUUUCUCCGCACCUGCUCCUCGGAGGGGCGCGGUGGCGGUCGGGCAGCGGGGUGGGGAGUGCAGACUUGCCUUCGUCAGAUUUGCAUGAAGAAGGCAGGCAAGGAAGUCGCUUUCCAGGCGCGGUGCUGCACCAUCUUAGCCAUCCUGGGCCCCGGAGGACACAGAGCCGCAUCCCAAAAGCAGGGGCUUGUAUUUUUUUGCGGGGAGGUGGGUCUCAGCGUCAGCCCUAUCUUUUCCCUCCCUCCCUCUGGGUGCGGGGGGGGGGGUUGGCAGCUUUCCUACCAUGUUGCUAUGGCGGAGACGAAGAGGAGAGGGGGGAGGAGGAAGCCUCGCCUCGGUUCUGCCCUGCAGGCGGGGGGGAGCAUCACUUCGCCGGGAGCCGCGGAGAAGGAGCAAGAGCAGGAGGAGGAGACGGGGCGGGCGCAAAGGAGGCGGCGGCGGCGCCGAGGAAGGGAGGGACGGCGGGCAGCCCAACCCAGCUCGGGCUCCGCUCUGUUCCAUGCGCGCCCGGGUCUCCCGCGGAGUUUCCCCACUCGCUGAGCGCCCGGAGGCCGGGCAAGGAGGAGGAGGAGGAAGGAAAGCAACGCGCUGCCCGACGGAGCCAGACCAGGUUGUUGCUGCCGCUCCUCCAAGACGUCCGGGGGCUCGCCGGAGAUGCGCGGUUGAGCGCGGGGCUUGCGCGAACAGCGGAGGCGCACAGCUCAGGUGGCCUUGGAAUGGAAAGGCAGCUGAGAUAAUGACCCUAAUCUCUGCUUUGGAGACGGAGCACAUUUUCUUCUUUCCCUGGUCCCAAACUGGAUUGAUUUGAGGACGUCAAUGAUGAAGCUGACCUGCAUGUUCUCCUUCAUCCUGCUGUUUGGAGCAGCUGGGCUGGUUGUCUUCAUCCACCUGCAGGAUCCAGAAGAAAUUGUUCAUCAGCAAACACCAGGAUUGAGAUAUCACACGGGAUCACAGCAACCCAAAAAAGACUGCACAUCCAGCAACAAUCAGGACGGGAAAAUGCCUCUGUACGCUGCUGACAAAUUCCCAAUCGCGAACCAGAAGGCUUCGCUACACCCCGUGCCCAAUGGAGCUGCCCUGGAAGAAGGCGCAAGCAGAAAGCAGAACAUCCUGGUGGUGAUUAAAGACCAUUCCCAAAAAAGCGCAGGAGCUAAUUCUGCCCGGACUCAUAAACGGAGGAGGAGGUUUGUGAUCAAGAAGAGCCCCAUCCUGAUAGCUGUCAACAGCUCCUUCCACAACCUGCCCAUUUUGAAAUCAGAGGACAGGAAUGACGUCAAGUGGAAAAGCCUCUACAAGACCCAAAGAGAGCGAAAGCAGAUCAUGAGAGAGACUUGCUCGAAAUACAAGAGCAACAACAAAAGGAUCAUCACACCUUAUCACGUUUCCAGGAUCUUCGUUGAAGAUAAGUACCGAAUUUUAUACUGCGAAGUUCCCAAGGCCGGUUGCUCCAACUGGAAAAGGGUCCUCAUGGUCCUUAAUGGACUGGCCUCCUCGACCAAGGUCAUACAACACAACACGGUGCAUUAUGGGAAUUAUCUGAAAAGGCUGGAUGGGUUUGAUCGCAAAGGGAUCAACCACAGGCUGAACACUUACACGAAGAUGCUCUUUGUCCGUGAACCUUUUGAAAAAUUGGUCUCGGCGUUUCGAGACAAGUUUGAGCAUCCCAACAAUUACUACCACCCAGUUUUUGGCAGACCUAUCAUUUCAAGAUACCGCGUCAAUGCCACGAAGGAGGCUCUGAGGACAGGUUCUGGGGUAACCUUUAAAGAGUUCAUUCAAUAUCUUCUUGAUGUCCACCGGCCUGUGGGCAUGGAUAUUCACUGGGACCAUGUCAACAGGCUCUGUAGCCCGUGCUUGAUAGACUAUGAUUUUAUUGGUAAAUUUGAAACCAUGGAGGAAGAUGCUAACUUCUUUUUGCAUUUAAUAAAUGCGCCACAAAAUUUGACUUUUCCUAGGUUUAAAGACAGGCAUUCUGAUGAAGAGAGAACAACCACCCAAAUUACACAGCAAUAUUUCAAACAGCUCUCCCCUUCUCAAAGGCAACGUAGCUACGAUUUCUAUUACAUGGAUUAUCUGAUGUUUAACUACUCAAAGCCUUUUGAAGAUCUGUAUUGACAGUGGCAGAGGCACUGGGAGCUACUGUUGUGGUUCCCCAUAUGCAAGUCUGUGUAAAAUAAGUUCCAAAUAAACUGUACCCAUUGGCAAAUAA
This is a messenger RNA of Podarcis muralis (Common wall lizard), 2281 nucleotides long. It is a transcript of the gene CHST8, whose product is annotated as carbohydrate sulfotransferase 8. The record is from RefSeq and is a predicted model, not a curated record. Gene Ontology annotation, molecular function: sulfotransferase activity. Gene Ontology annotation, cellular component: membrane. Gene Ontology annotation, biological process: carbohydrate biosynthetic process; proteoglycan biosynthetic process. NCBI's taxonomy places the organism in Eukaryota, Metazoa, Chordata, Lepidosauria, Squamata, Lacertidae.